Messenger RNA from Paralichthys olivaceus (Japanese flounder), 1354 nucleotides. RefSeq names its product fibroblast growth factor binding protein 3 (gene fgfbp3). Lineage: Eukaryota; Metazoa; Chordata; Actinopteri; Pleuronectiformes; Paralichthyidae. Gene Ontology annotation, biological process: cell-cell signaling. The record is from RefSeq and is a predicted model, not a curated record. Gene Ontology annotation, molecular function: growth factor binding.
UUCGGGUGGGCACUUCUUCGUAUAGUCCUUAUUCCACGAACUCCCUCCCUCCUCCACCUCCUUUAUCCUGGUCUCCUCAGCUUUUAUCCGAGUGUCUGUGGCCCCCACAGCUUCACACGACUCGGAGCCUCGGAGCGUCACAUGCAAACAUGAGCAUCCUUCCGUGCAGCUUCCUCCUCGUCCUCGUCCUCUGCCUCCCCGUCCUCACCGAUGCCAAGCGGCAGCCUGGUCAGGGGAAACCCGACAAACCUCGCCAGCCUCCGUCAGCCCCCCCGCCGGCCAAGAGGCCCAGAAACCGCUCAGUGCCUGGCUCUGGUGAGCUGACCACCAAGGAGGGACACCGCUGCACCUGGCAGACGUCCGGCGACGGUCUGGUGAGCCUGGUGGUGAACUGCAGCACUGAGACACUGGACGAGCAGCAGAGGUAUUGGUGCCGUUACGCCGGUAAACCGGACCUGUGCCAGGCGUACGGGGUGAAGUCCAGCCAGUACUGGAAGCAGCUGGUGGGGAAGCUGAAGAAAAGGCAGAACGCCUGCGACGGAGAAAAAGUCCUGAAAGCCAAGACCUGCAAGAAGGCGCCCGCCGAGGCCCACAUGAAACUCGCCCAACACAGCGCAGAGGAGGAGAGGAAGGGCGGGAAGGAGGGAGGGAAGAAGAAGGGAGCGUCUGCCGGCAAGAGUCAAGAUGGAGCAAAGACAGAGAGGAAGAAGAAGAAUGAGGAGGAGGAGGAGAAGAAGAGGGAGGAGAGGACUGGGUUUGAGGAGGAGGGAAUGAUGAACGACAUGCAGCCGGUGCAGAGUUACUGCAGCGAGGGAUGGAACUCCGUCUGCUCCUUCUUUGUCAAGUUCUUUGAGGGUUGAUGGGAAAUGAAAUAAGCGAUGAGGUCACAAUCUGGAAAACAAGAAAGCUGAAAAUGUUUUUUUUAGAUCAAUUGGUAAAAAUUUGAUUCUGAAGUAAAACAAAAAAUCUAUUUUUUCUUUUUCAUAAAUUGUGACUUUUAACAAAUGAAGUCUCGUCGCAUCUCAUUUUCAUCUUCCUCCAAAUGUCAAACUGAAUUAUCAUCAAACCCAACGAGCUGGUUUAUAAUCCUGACAAACAGAAACACUUCAGGUUGAGUUCAUCACUGUUUUUACUUCCUGAUAUUUUACAUCGUUAAGUUUGUUGUAGUUAAUUUUGAACCAGAGAAGUUGAGUUGUAACGUUGUGACUAAUAAAUCAAUCAGAUGAUGAUGAUGAUGAUGACGACGGUAGUGUUCAGUAGAUGAAUAGUCAAGUUUUGUAACUUCAUCUGUUUUGUGCAGCUAAAUUUUCUAUAAACUUUGUGUAACUUUUUAAAAAAAUAAAAAUGAAAAAAA